Tribolium madens (black flour beetle) is the source of this 1082-nucleotide messenger RNA. RefSeq names its product protein lethal(2)essential for life. The record is from RefSeq and is a predicted model, not a curated record. The coding region runs from base 284 to 907 and encodes 207 amino acids. Gene Ontology annotation, biological process: protein refolding; response to heat. The transcript is spliced from 5 exons. NCBI's taxonomy places the organism in Eukaryota, Metazoa, Arthropoda, Insecta, Coleoptera, Tenebrionidae. Gene Ontology annotation, molecular function: protein folding chaperone.
CUACAGUAAACGUAGUAACAUUGAGCGUCUACUCCAAGUCAUCACCACCUACAAGUCCCAUGAAUCACUCUCCAAAAACCGCUCUCCACGUCACAAUAAAUUGUUCCUCCAAUGUUUACGCCUAGGAACUCAUCGUAGGUAUCGCCGGCGUUGCGCAAGUCCCCUUCUCAUCUAUUUAAAACCAAAAGCCCCGUUCGCGGCAGCAGUCGAGUUGUAACUUCCGUACUACAACGAAAUCGUGUCUGAAACCCCUUGUUAAGUGUGUGUACAUUGUGAUUCCAAAAUGUCUGAAGGAAUUAGACGUGACAUCCCCAUCAAACUGGGCGACUUCAGUGUUAUCGAUACCGAAUUCAGCAGUAUUAGAGAACGAUUCGAUGCCGAAAUGCGGAAAAUGGAAGAAGAAAUGAGCAAAUUUCGAUCAGAAUUAAUGAACAGAGAAUCAAAUAACUUCUUCAGAAGCACUACAAGGUCGUACGAAUAUGAGACUGUUUCGGGAGGAAACAAAUCAAAAUCGUCCAGCUCAACGACUCAGUCGUCACACAAUUCUGGUUUAGAUGUAGCGCAAAGACCGAGUGAUGUAAGAACAUGGUAUGAUGAUUUAAAUUCGCCUCUUAUCCAAGAAGAUGGAAAUAACAAAUGUUUAAAAUUACGGUUUGAUGUCAGUCAAUACGCUCCAGAGGAAAUUGUUGUAAAAACUGUCGAUAACAAAUUAUUGGUGCACGCAAAACACGAAGAAAAAACAGAAUCUAAGUCAGUUUAUAGAGAGUACAACCGGGAAUUCCUUCUACCCAAAGGAACCAAUCCGGAGCAGAUCAAGAGCUCUUUGAGCAAAGAUGGCGUUUUGACCGUUGAAGCGCCUUUACCGGCAAUUACAGCCGGGGAAACCUUGAUUCCAAUCCAACACUAAAUUUUGUACACUUAACUCAUGUCCACUGCUUUUUGGUUUAUUUUGCAAUGUUAUUUAUGAAAAUUAGUGCUAACUCAAAUCACUUGUGACGCUUUAAUUCAUUGUUUAGCUGCAACAAGUGUAGUAUAUAAACUUUUGUAAGUUAUUUAUAAACAAUAAAAGUAUUUUCAAAGAU